ACUUCACAGCUAGCGGGUGUGGUGAGAAUCUUUACAUGUCCUCCAGUGCAGAUUCCUGGGAUAUGGCAGUCCAGGCCUGGUAUGAUGAAAUCAAAGAUUUUAAGUAUGGAGCUGGAUCAACAAAUGGUGCUGUUGUUGGGCAUUACACCCAGGUUGUGUGGUACAGGUCUAACAAGGUUGGCUGUGCAGUUGCUCAUUGCCCUGGUUCUAAAUAUGAGUAUUUUUGUGUAUGCCAGUACUGCCCUCCAGGAAACAACCAGAAUUUAUUAACCACACCCUACAAAGCUGGUCCAUCAUACGGUGACUGCCCAGGUGCUUGUGAAGAUAAGCUCUGCACAAACCCAUGUUCCUACUCAGACAUGUAUUCCAACUGUCCUGCUCUGAAAGGGACUUUUGGAUGUGGCCACCCAUCGGUUUUGGCUUGGUGCCCUGCUUCAUGCAAGUGUACAAAUGAAAUCAAAUGAACUGCUCCCUUGAACUUUACUUGCAUGUAACAUCAAUACAAUUUAUUGAUUAAACUGUACUGAUACUUUUAACCUAAUGAUCUAGCAAACACUAUAGAUAUAUGCUGUAAGUGUACAUUUCAAUUAAAAUCAUGCAACUAAAAAA
Molecule: messenger RNA, 609 nt
Organism: Acipenser ruthenus (sterlet)
Lineage: Eukaryota; Metazoa; Chordata; Actinopteri; Acipenseriformes; Acipenseridae
Product: cysteine-rich venom protein Cau1-like
Exons: 4
Coding region: 36-464 (142 amino acids)
Cellular component (GO): extracellular region
Source: RefSeq, a predicted model, not a curated record